Cyprinus carpio (common carp) is the source of this 1870-nucleotide messenger RNA. Its product is annotated as cytochrome c oxidase assembly protein COX18, mitochondrial. NCBI's taxonomy places the organism in Eukaryota, Metazoa, Chordata, Actinopteri, Cypriniformes, Cyprinidae. Gene Ontology annotation, cellular component: mitochondrial inner membrane. Gene Ontology annotation, biological process: protein insertion into mitochondrial inner membrane from matrix; mitochondrial respiratory chain complex IV assembly. Gene Ontology annotation, molecular function: membrane insertase activity. The record is from RefSeq and is a predicted model, not a curated record.
CGUCAUAACCAAGCGACUUGUCAUGCUGCGCUCAUUUUGACAUUCCGAAUGAAAAGGAUAGAUAUACUGGGAAAAAUAAAAUGUUUCAGUACAUAUUUAACGCUCAAAUUAUUUGACAUACAACUUGCUUAUCUUACAUUUUGAACUGCAAACGAAGGUUUACCCAUAAUGAUGUGGCCGAAGUUUACCAGGUUGACAACCAUUGUGAAUCUACGGAUAUGUCACUAUGGCAACCUAACAACACUGAUACCUCACAUCAGAAGUGUCUCUCAGGGCUCCUCCUACCUGGACACCAGGACUCACAGCAUCCGGCCUCUCUGCUGCCGGUCACCCCUCUUAGCUGGCCAUGCCUCCAUCACACCGACCCUGGGGCUGGAGCCCAGAAGAACUAUAACCACAGACCGACCGAGCUGGUAUGAGAGUGUUGCAGACUCUACCCCCGUGUACCUCACAGAGCAGCUCCUUGUGUCCACUCAACAGAUGACGGGUCUGCCGUGGUGGGCCAGCAUCAUGUGCACGACGCUGGCCCUGCGUACCGCCAUCACUCUCCCCCUGGGGAUCUAUCAGUCCAUCAUCAUUGCAAAGGUUGAAGCUCUGCAGAAGGAGAUAGCUGUGUUGGCUCGCCAGUUACGCUUUGAGAUCUCUGUUAAAGCCAAAGAGAAGGGCUGGUCAGAGAAAACAUGCAGGUUCCAUUUCAAGAAGAACCUGAAACGAAUCGUGUCUGAGCUUUAUGUUCGGGAUAACUGCCACCCAUUCAAGGCCAGUUUGCUGAUCUGGGUCCAGCUGCCCAUGUGGGUUUGUCUCUCACUGGCCUUGCGUAAUCUCAGCCUGGGAAUGGGACAUGUUCCCCUUGCAUCAGAUGCAGGUUUGGCAACAGGUGGCGCUCUGUGGUUCCCUGACCUCACUCUCCCAGACUCUACCUGGAUCGUGCCAGUUUCUCUUGGCCUCAUCAAUUUGCUUAUCACAGAGAUAUUCGCCCUCAGACAGCUAGAGCCUUCAAAGUUUCAAAAGUUUGUGACUAACUUCAUUAGAGGAAUUUCUCUGGUGAUGAUUCCUAUAGCCGCCACAGUCCCGUCUUCCAUGUCUCUGUACUGGCUCUGCUCAAGUUGUGUUGGCCUGGCACAUAACCUGCUCCUGAGAUCCCCUCGCUUCCGGGGCGUCUGUCGGAUCCCUCCAACACGUUCAGACUCUGAAACGCCAUACAAGGACAUUGCAGCUGCAUUUGCAGCCAAAUACAUCAAAUAGAUGGAUGUGGACGUGGCAAAUUAGAUCAUCAGCUACUGAACGGAACGAGUGGAUGCCUGUGAAUAUAGUGGGAAUUCAUCCAACAUGACACUGUAACCAGAAGAAUAUGGCAGAACAAAUGCAAGUCAGAUGUGUUUAUUAAAAUCUGCUUUGUAGUAAAAUGUAAGGAUAAUGUUAAAAUGAAAGUUAAUAGUGAAAAAAGGAACAAGUCUGCAAUUUUUGCUAAGGCCAACAUUACUUGUUCACACUUUGGCUUACGAUUCUGUCCUGGUAGAAACAAAUGUCAAAUUCUUUAGAGGAAAAAAGUGUAAGGGUUGUUAUAAAAUAGUUUUUUAAAUAUCUUUGUGUAGGUGUGCAAUGUAUACACUACCUUUCAAAAGUUUUUUUUAAUGUUUUUGAAAGAAGUCACUUAAGCUCAACAAGGCUGUCUUUAUUUAAUCAAAAAUACAUUGAAAACAGUAUUAUCUCUACGAUCAACUUUGCUUUUGGGAAAUGCAGCCUUGGCCUCUUUUGACUUGGGACACUUGCGACCAUUUAGAAAACCCUCGCAACCACCAAAAACUUCUAAUCCAUUAGUGAACACGUUUGCACAAAUAAAAUAAAAAUAAAAAAAACAACUUUCCAU